Messenger RNA from Trichoderma asperellum CBS 433.97, 417 nucleotides. RefSeq lists its product as uncharacterized. The record is from RefSeq and is a predicted model, not a curated record. Lineage: Eukaryota; Fungi; Ascomycota; Sordariomycetes; Hypocreales; Hypocreaceae.
AUGCAAUUGUCCAACCUCUUCAAGCUUGCUCUCUUCAGCGCCGCCGUCUCUGCUGAUACCGUCUCGUACGAUACCGGCUACGAUGACGCAUCUCGUUCUCUAACCGUCGUAUCUUGCUCCGACGGCACCAACGGCCUCAUCACCAGAUACCACUGGCAGACCCAGGGCCAGAUCCCUCGCUUCCCAUACAUUGGUGGUGCCCAGGCCGUCGCUGGCUGGAACUCCCCUAACUGCGGCACUUGCUGGAAGCUCACCUACAGCGGCAAGACCAUCUACGUCUUGGCCAUUGAUCACACCGCUGCUGGUUUCAACAUUGGUCUCGACGCCAUGAAUGCUCUGACCAACGGUAAUGCUGUUGCCCUCGGACGUGUUUCUGCCACUGCCUCUCAGGUGGCUGUGAGCAACUGCGGCCUCUAG